AUGCCGCCCCUGCUGUGGCGCUCCUUUAUUUCCCUCUCCCCCCCCAAAAAAAACACAAUUGACCUCGAUGGACACGUCAGCUACGGCACCGUCACCGCCAAGGCAGUUCGUGAGUGGCGCGACUCGACGCCCCCCGGCUUCAAGAUCGCCAUCAAGGGCCACAAGUACAUCACACACAUGGUGAUUGGCUGGGGCAUCUUCGAGCUUGGGGACAAGCUCGGCCCCAUCCUGUGGCAGCUGGACCCCAAGUUCCGCUUCAACGCACAGAGGGCCGCGCUGUUUCUGGAGCUGCUGCCAAAGACGCUGGGCCAGGCGGCUGAGCUGGCGGAGGGGUGCAGCCACCAGGCAUCCUGCCCAACGCUGCGCCACGUGUCGCAGCACCUGUCGAAGCGGGGCCGCGAGGCGGUGACGUCCCUGCCUGCUGGCGUGGACCCCUCCACACCCAUCCAGUACGCUUUUGAGCCCCGUCACCCCUCCCGGGACUGCGACGAAUUCUACGAGCUGCUGCGCCUCCACAACGUCGCCUGCUGCAUUUCAGAGGCGGCCCCGGGCUCAUGGCACUGCUUCCACCGGAUCGACACGAGCGAUGCAUUGGUGUACGUGCGGCUGCACGGCAACUGGGAGACCUACUGCAGGUCAGCAGCAGCGCUGUAG
Molecule: messenger RNA, 654 nt
Organism: Monoraphidium neglectum
Lineage: Eukaryota; Viridiplantae; Chlorophyta; Chlorophyceae; Sphaeropleales; Selenastraceae
Exons: 5
Coding region: 1-654 (217 amino acids)
Source: RefSeq, a predicted model, not a curated record